AUGGUUCUUGAAACUCGAGCAGACAGUCCAACCGAUGUAUGUACGCGAUGGUCACACCAAUCUGCUGUGAUCAACGGAACACUUUAUAUCUACGGUGGACAAGCAACCAUCGAGCCUGGACAGACACAAAACAAGUGGAAUAAUGACUUUCUAUCAAUGGAUCUCGCCAAUAGUUGGCAGAUCUCUAGCCCCUCCUUGACGGGCUUGCCACAACCAUCUGGUCCCCCGAACGUGUCGAACGGCUUCUUGUGGAACUCCCACGAGUCCGUAUAUCUUUAUGGUGGAGAGUUUUCAGACAGCCCUGUCGAUCCACCGACCGCAUUCUCGCUUUGGGAAUACAGCGCCAUAUCCUCUCAGUGGAUUCAACAUCAGAAUCCAACAACUUCAUCCGGCGACAAUGCUCAGUCUAGCGGCCAAGCAGUACAGCGUGUUGCUGAAGGCGCCGGCGCCUCAGUUCCAGGAUUAGGGCGUGGUUUUUACUUCGGCGGACAUGAAGAUACCCACACGACCGAAGGAUGGUCGAAUCAAGUCGCACGAAUUUACAUCAAGUCCUUGAUCGAAUUCACCUUCCCUGGAUAUCAAAACAAUCAAGUAUCCUCCCUAUCGAACAACCAAGCUGCAGGCAGCGAUGGUGCAUGGCGCAAUGUCACAGAUGGAGGUGCUCAAGACAGUGCAGGAUUUCCGGAGCGCGCAGACGGACUGCUUGUAUACAUACCUGGAUUCGGUGACCAAGGCAUCCUCCUCGGUCUAGCUGGAGGAACAGAGGACACUUUCACACAAAUGAACGUGAUCGAUGUGUACGAUAUUGCUACCUCGACUUGGUAUAAACAAGCAACAAGCGGGCCCACACCAAAGAUUCGCGUCAACCCGUGUGCUGCAGUAGCAGCUGCCCCGGAUGGUAGCUCUUACCAAGUACACAUGUUCGGUGGACAGAAUCUCAUUCCUGCUGGCAACCAGACUCAGUAUGAUGACCUCUGGAUUCUGACCGUUCCUUCCUUCACCUGGAUCCAAGUUGAUCAGAGCUCACAAUCAGUACCACCCGGCAGAGCAGGUCACUCAUGUCAGAUGUGGGAUGGGCAAAUGGUCGUGGUUGGUGGCUACGUCGGCGACCAAAUCAGCUGCGACAGUCCUGGCAUCUACGUGCUCAACGCAAGCAGUUUGGAAUGGUCGACUGGAUUCACUGCACUGACCCAACUAGCCAAUGGCAGCAGUCCAGGUGGCCUCGAAGGCUCUUACGGAUAUCAAGUUCCUGGUGUCGUUAUCUCGGUUAUUGGUGGUAACGCACAAGGAGGUGCGACUGUCACUGCGCCAGCUCAAACAGCGAGUGACGGGCCAUUGAAGACUGGCAGUCCAAUCAUCUACAGCACUGUAACCUCUAGUUCAACCGCAACAGCUACAGGUAACUCUGGUGGCGAUUCUACCUCGGGAUCGGGAAACAAAGGCAGCAGCGGUCCCAACGUCGGAGCUAUCGUUGCUGGCGUGAUCGCAGGCAUCCUUUUCGUCGUUGUCUGUUACCUUGCAUUCUGCGCUUGGCUGUAUCGUAAACGUCUUCAACUAUACAAACGUCAUGUUGAAAUGGCACAGCGACAGGCACUCAACGAGAAGAACCACCCAAACAUUCCAGGUCUCGUGCCCACAGGAGCAGGCUCCUCAAGUGGUGGUGGCUCAGGCGAUCGUCGUCAAUGGACUUCUAGCGAAAACGCCAGCGGCAAAGGAAGCUCGAACCGUAACAAUGACUGGGGAUAUACUGAAGCUUAUAGGACAGACACUGCCGGCCAAGGCAGCGUAGACGGAUUCUUGUUGAGGAGGAGUAGUGAUGAUAGCGGUGCGCCCGAGGAUCUACUUGCUGGUAACACGCCAUCGUUCUGGGGUACUGUUCUGGCACCAAGGCGCAGUUUGCGUGUUGUCAAUCGGGACUAG
Molecule: messenger RNA, 1920 nt
Organism: Aureobasidium melanogenum CBS 110374
Lineage: Eukaryota; Fungi; Ascomycota; Dothideomycetes; Dothideales; Saccotheciaceae
Product: kelch repeat protein
Exons: 4
Coding region: 1-1920 (639 amino acids)
Molecular function (GO): protein binding
Source: RefSeq, a predicted model, not a curated record